Messenger RNA from Hermetia illucens (black soldier fly), 2523 nucleotides. RefSeq names its product probable elongator complex protein 2 (gene Elp2). Bases 145 to 2490 code for a protein of 781 amino acids. Gene Ontology annotation, molecular function: protein binding. The transcript has a single exon. The record is from RefSeq and is a predicted model, not a curated record. Gene Ontology annotation, cellular component: elongator holoenzyme complex. Gene Ontology annotation, biological process: tRNA wobble uridine modification. NCBI's taxonomy places the organism in Eukaryota, Metazoa, Arthropoda, Insecta, Diptera, Stratiomyidae.
UCACAUGUGCGGCGGUUGGUUUGUGUGUGACGGAGGACUGACUGAGGACUGACUGAGGAUUACAGUUUUCGCUAAGGGACUAUGAUCUGAUUUGGGUUAAAUCCUAUCCUGUUGAUAUCUGCAACUACUACACGUUCUACCAAAAUGAAAUAUCGACACAUCUACACGUCAGUUGGAUGCAACCGCACUUGCGAAUGUGCCGAUUGGAACUCCACUGGACUAGUGGCUUUCGGUGCAUGUCACAGCGUAGCAAUCCUAGACACAAAAUUCCAAGAAUCUUGCAAAAUAAUACAAACAUUGGUGAAGCACACAGGACGAGUGAACGCAGUGAAAUGGAUAAAAAGAAAUGACUCAGAGCGAGAGGAUGAACUCAUCUCUGGCGCGGAUGACCACCUCGCUAUUAUUUGGAAUCUUUCGAAACCGGAGGAGACAAGAAUCUUAAAAGGGCACAAUGGCGGGAUCACCACCGUAGAUGCCAUAGAAGCUGGUGGUAAGUUGAUAGUUGUCACCGGAUCGUCAGACUCAACAAUUAAAUUGUGGGAAGUGAACGCCAAUGAUAUUAAUUGCUUCCAAGAAAUAUCGCUAAAGACCGGAUUCUGCUUCGCUGCUCGCUUUGCGAAACUACCAGGAACUGACGAAAUUGUACUGGCGUAUGCAACGGAUGAUAACAAAAUACGACUGUUGCGUCGAAAAGAUGGUAACUGCGACCAAUUUGUACCAGCUUUCCAAUUGCUUGGUCACGAGAAUUGGGUUCGCGGGCUAGACUUCGCCGUCGAUAACAACUCGGAUCUGCUUCUGGCCUCCUGUUCACAGGAUACAUUCAUACGACUGUGGAGGCUUUCACAACGUGCCCAAGAGGAGAGCUUCAUAGCUGAUGACUGUUUGCUCCAAUUGCCAACGGGAUGUGUACACGCGGACGAACAAUUUGAUUCAGGAGCUCAUCCUAAACUUACGGUUACUUUAGAGUCAGUUUUACAAGGCCACGAAGACUGGGUCUACGGAGUCCAUUGGAACCAAAACAAGAACGAACUCCAGCUUCUAUCAUCCUCAAUAGAUAAAACAAUGAUCAUUUGGUCGCUAAGUGAGGACGACGUCUGGUGCGAGAAAGUCAGGGUAGGAGAAGUCGGUGGCAACGCUAUGGGUUUCUAUGGUGGCAAGUUCUCAUGCGAUGGGAGAUCAAUCAUCGGUUACGGAUACUUAGGGACUUUCCACGUUUGGCACCAAUCUGCCGAGAAUGAGAAACUGUGGGAGCCUGGAGUCAUAGUUGGCGGGCACUUUGCAGACGUGCGAGAUGUUUGUUGGGAGCCGCAGGGACAAUUCCUUUUUUCAACAGCUGCCGACCAGACGACUCGAGUGCAUGCCCCAUGCGGCACAAGUAAGUCCCGUGAUCCAACCUGGCAUGAACUCGCAAGACCACAGGUUCAUGGCUACGACAUGCAAUGCUUGGCGGUGCUUGGGCGUUACAAAUUCGCGAGCGGCGCUGAAGAAAAGGUCAUUCGUGUAUUCCAAGCGCCCGUGAACUUUGUUCGGAAUUUCAGAAAUCUUUGUAACAUCACAAGCGAUCCUGAUGGCGACGAGAUUCUAAGAUGUGCUCCCGUGGGAGCAUCUUUACCUUCUCUAGGUUUAUCUAACAAAGCAGUGCAGAAAAACAGCAGCGAUAAUGUAAACAAAGAAGAAUCCAUAGAAACGUUCAACGAAGAUUCGGCGGAUAGGCUAUUCCCGCCCCAGGAAGAGACAUUGAUGCAAGGAACUUUGUGGCCUGAAACACAAAAGCUUUACGGCCAUGGCUUUGAGAUUUUCGCAUUAACAUCAACAUUCGAUGGAAAAUAUUUGGCGUCGUCUUGUAAAGCGUCUUCAGCGGAACAUGCACACAUACUACUAUGGGACACUUCAACUUGGAAACAAAUCCAAAAACUCUCCUCACAUCAAUUGACCGUUACACAAAUGCGAUUUUCAAGGGAUGGUAGGUUUCUAUUGGCUGUUUCGAGAGAUCGACGCUGGUCGCUCUUCGAGAAUAAAUCAACGAACGGUGUGAGCAGUUUCGAAUUGGUGGCAAUGAUGGACAAAAAGGCAGGAGCCCACACUCGAAUUAUAUGGUCAUGCGAUUGGUCGCAUGAUUCCAAGUACUUCUCAACCUGUUCUCGCGAUGGUAAACUGGUAGUAUGGGCGGUAGCUUCUGAUGAUGAUGCAAGCAAAGUUAAUCCUCAUGUUGUGGCCUCCAUUGAAUUGAAAAAUCAGUCGAUCACUGCUUGCGCGUUUGGAUACGAACAUUAUCAGGAUCAGAGCUAUUUGAUUGCGUUUGGUUUAGAAACUGGAAUAAUUAAAUUAUGCAGAUUCGAUAAUGUUCUCACGGAACUAAUUUCUCUGGAGGGUGCCCAGUCACACCAUUUGACUGUGAAGCAAUUGAAAUUUCGACCGUUAGAAGGGGCAGUUCAACUGGCCAGUUGUGGAGAGGAUCAUAUAAUCCGGAUAUAUGAGUUUUAUACUUAGCAUUGCUAGCAAUAAAAUAUUUUUUAAUUCUCA